Trichomonas vaginalis G3 is the source of this 729-nucleotide messenger RNA. RefSeq lists its product as uncharacterized. The record is from RefSeq and is a predicted model, not a curated record. Lineage: Eukaryota; Parabasalia; Trichomonadida; Trichomonadidae. The transcript has a single exon. The coding region runs from base 1 to 729 and encodes 242 amino acids.
AUGAAUGAUCUUUUCGAUAAUAUCCUUAGCAGUGCGAAAAUCCAGCAAAGCAAUCUUCCCGUCGUUGAUUUAACAACAAGCCAAGAUUUUGCUUCAAUGGGUGAAAUGCUAUUAGGAAAAUUAUCAUUAAUAGAAAACUGUUGUGAUACUGCAGCAGCUUCAACUCAAAAGAAAUACGAUGCACGAACAAUUAAAGAUAAAAUUGCUGUCAGAAAGAAAGAACUUACCGCCCUUGAAUCAGAAAACUCAGCACUUGUAGAUACAGCCAAACGUCAAGAAAAGGCGCUUAGAAAACUCAAUGCUUCGAGUGAUGAUACAGUUGAAGCUCAACAAAAUGUUAUGAAGCUUAAAAGCCAACUUCAAGCUGCACAGAAAGAGAUUAAGCUACUUGAAGAAAGACGCCAUGAUUUACUUGCAGAAAAUAGAAGAUUAAAAGGUCAGGUUAACUUCCAACAAAAGUCAAUAUCAGGUGAAGCCCAGGCAGUUCCACAGCAAACAGAUGAGGAAAUUAGAGCCGCUAUUGCUAAUUUGAAACAGAAAGAAGAUGAAUUACUUGAAAGAAAAGAAAGAGAGAAGAAGGCAUACCUUAAGAAGAUGACUUCAUUAAAGCAGCAAAAAGAUACUUUGGCACAACAAAAGGCAGAUUUAGAGCAGAAAAUUAAGGAAAGAGAAAUGCAAUUAAAGCUUAUUCAUGAAAAGAGCAAGAAAUCAAUUGGUGUUAGAAAAUAA